Eptesicus fuscus (big brown bat) is the source of this 10626-nucleotide messenger RNA. RefSeq names its product ring finger and CCCH-type domains 1 (gene RC3H1). NCBI's taxonomy places the organism in Eukaryota, Metazoa, Chordata, Mammalia, Chiroptera, Vespertilionidae. The transcript has 19 exons. The record is from RefSeq and is a predicted model, not a curated record. Gene Ontology annotation, molecular function: metal ion binding. Bases 27 to 3404 code for a protein of 1125 amino acids.
GUUAGUGAAUUGCAACUCCAGAAGCAAUGCCUGUACAAGCUCCACAGUGGACGGAUUUCCUUUCCUGCCCGAUUUGCACUCAGACUUUCGACGAAACAAUUCGAAAGCCCAUCAGUUUGGGUUGUGGCCAUACUGUCUGCAAGAUGUGCCUGAAUAAACUCCACCGGAAGGCUUGCCCAUUUGACCAGACCACUAUCAAUACAGACAUUGAGCUCCUUCCCGUGAACUCAGCGUUGCUUCAGCUAGUGGGUGCUCAGGUCCCUGAGCAGCAGCCUGUUACAUUGUGUAGUGGGGUUGAAGAUACAAAGCAUUAUGACGAAGCCAGGAAAUGUGUAGAAGAAUUAGCAUUGUACCUGAAACCACUCAGCAGCGCUAGAGGAGUGGGUCUGAAUAGCACUACUCAGAGUGUUCUGAGUCGCCCAAUGCAGAGGAAGCUGGUGACUCUGGUCCACUGCCAACUAGUGGAAGAAGAAGGCAGGAUUCGUGCCAUGCGAGCAGCUCGAUCUUUAGGUGAACGAACAGUUACAGAGCUCAUUCUCCAGCACCAGAAUCCUCAGCAACUCUCUUCUAAUCUUUGGGCAGCAGUAAGGGCUCGGGGCUGCCAGUUCCUUGGACCAGCAAUGCAGGAGGAAGCUCUAAAGUUGGUUCUCCUGGCUUUGGAAGAUGGUUCUGCUUUGUCAAGAAAAGUAUUGGUUCUCUUUGUGGUGCAAAGGUUAGAGCCACGGUUCCCUCAAGCCUCUAAAACUAGCAUUGGGCAUGUUGUCCAGCUCCUGUAUAGAGCCUCCUGUUUCAAGGUCACCAAACGUGAUGAAGACUCCUCUUUGAUGCAACUAAAAGAAGAAUUCAGGACCUAUGAAGCUCUGAGGCGAGAGCAUGACUCCCAGAUAGUUCAGAUUGCUAUGGAAGCAGGCUUACGAAUCGCACCAGACCAGUGGUCCUCUUUGCUGUAUGGAGACCAGUCUCACAAAUCUCAUAUGCAAUCCAUUAUUGACAAGUUGCAGACUCCAGCCUCUUUUGCACAAAGUGUCCAGGAACUAACAAUUGCUCUCCAGCGAACUGGAGAUCCAGCAAAUUUGAACCGACUAAGACCCCAUUUGGAGCUAUUAGCAAACAUUGACCCUAGUCCAGAUGCUCCUCCUCCUACUUGGGAACAGCUAGAAAAUGGAUUGGUUGCUGUGCGUACAGUGGUACAUGGGCUGGUUGAUUACAUCCAGAACCACAGUAAGAAAGGAGCGGAUCAACAGCAGCCUCCACAGCAUAGCAAAUAUAAGACAUACAUGUGUCGAGAUAUGAAGCAGAGAGGAGGAUGCCCUCGUGGGGCCAGCUGUACAUUUGCACACUCCCAGGAGGAACUGGAAAAAUUUCGCAAAAUGAACAAACGCCUGGGUCCCAGAAGACCCCUGAGUGCCUCUAUGGGUCAGCUUAAUGAGGUGGGCCUGCCUUCAGCAGCUAUCCUUCCUGACGAAGGUGCGGUGGAUCUGCCGAACAGAAAACCCCCUGCUCUGCCCAAUGGGAUUGUGUCAGCAGGGAACACAGUAACGCAGCUGAUUCCACGAGGAACAGACCCCAGCUACGAUUCUACUCUGAAAUCAGGAAAGAUGGAUCAUCUGAGCAGCAGCGCCCCUGGAUCCCCUCCUGACCUGCUAGAAACUGUCCCCAAGAGUAUCCCACAUCCUGUACCUCCAAGGGGGCCAUCAGACCUGCCUCCUAUGCCUGUCACUAAGCCAAUGCAGAUGGUACCGCGGGGUUCGCAGUUAUAUCCUGCCCAGCAGGCAGACGUGUAUUAUCAGGAUCCUCGAGGAGCCGCUCCACCAUUUGAACCAGCACCUUAUCAGCAGGGUGUGUACUACACUGCGCCACAGUGUGUGUCCCGCUUUGUCCGACCUCCACCAUCUGCUCCUGAGCCCGGUCCUCCCUACUUGGAUCAUUACCCACCCUACCUCCAAGAUCGUGUUGUAAACUCUCAAUAUGGCACACAGCCACAACAGUACCCACCUAUGUACCCGCCACACUAUGAUGGCCGUCGAAUAUACCCUGCUCAGUCUUAUCCAAGAGAGGAGAUUUUCCGAGACAGUCCUAUACCUAUUGAUAUUCCACCUGCAGCAGUACCAUCCUAUGUACCAGAAUCCAGAGAAAGAUACCAACAGGUGGAGGGUUACUACCCAGUGGCUCCUCAUCCAACUCAGAUCAGACCUUCGUACAUCAGAGAGCCUCCUUAUAGCCGGCUUCCUCCUCCUCCCCAGCCCCACCCUAGUCUAGAUGAGCUACAUCGAAGACGAAAGGAAAUAAUGGCCCAAUUAGAGGAAAGGAAGGUUAUCUCUCCACCUCCUUUUGCGCCUUCACCAACAUUGCCGCCUACCUUCCAUCAAGAGGAAUUAUUGGAUGAAGACUUGAAGGUAGCUGGGAAAUAUAAGGGAAAUGAUUAUAGCCAGUACUCUCCCUGGUCAUGUGACACCAUCGGCUCCUACAUUGGAACCAAAGAUGCAAAACCCAAAGAUGCUGUGGCAGCAGGGAGUGUGGAAAUGAUGAAUGUGGAGAGUAAAGGAAUGAGAGACCAGCGGUUGGAUCAUCAGAGAAGAGCAACAGAAACCAGUGAUGAUGACCUCAUCCCAUUUGGAGACCGACCAACAGUAUCUCGGUUUGGUGCCAUCUCUCGAACUUCCAAAACAAUAUAUCAGGGUGCUGGCCCAAUGCAGGCUAUGGCACCUCAGGGAGCUCCCACAAAAUCUGUUAACAUUUCAGAUUACAGUCCAUAUGGAACCCAUGGUGGCUGGGGAGGCUCUCCCUACUCACCUCAUCAAAACAUACCUUCUCAGGGACACUUCAGUGAGAGGGAGAGGAUAUCCAUGUCAGAAGUGGCCAGUCAUGGCAAACCCCUUCCAUCUGCUGACAGGGAACAGCUACGACUAGAAUUGCAACAGCUAAACCAUCAAAUUAGCCAACAGACUCAGCUACGUGGACUAGAGGCUGUUAGUAACAGGCUGGUGUUGCAGAGGGAGGUGAACACCCUGGCAGCCCAGUCACAGCCACCACCACCACCUCCAAAAUGGCCUGGAAUGAUCUCAAGCGAGCAGUUGAGCUUGGAACUGCACCAGGUGGAAAGGGAAAUCGGGAAGAGAACCCGGGAACUGAGUUUGGAGAACCAGUGUUCUCUGGAUAUGAAAAGCAAAUUAAAUACAAGUAAGCAAGCAGAAAAUGGACAACCAGAACCACAAACUAAGGUUCCAACCGAGGACCUUACAUUGACAUUCAGUGAUGUACCGAAUGGAUCAGCCUUGACACAAGAGAAUAUCAGCCUCCUAUCAAACAAGACCAGCUCUCUGAACCUAUCAGAGGACCCUGAGGGAGGAGGAGACAACAAUGACUCCCAGCGAUCAGGAGUUACACCCAGUUCUGCUCCCUAAAAUAUGAGGAGUCAGACUUCUAUCUUCUGCUCCGAAUCAAUUUGUGGGACGUAGGUGUAGCAGAACGAUAACUUCUAAACUUCUUCUCUGAGAGUGGUCAGAGAAGUCCAGGGAAAGCACCGGAGGCAAUGUGCACAAACACCACUACUAAAAACAAACCCUGCACAUAGAUCACAUCAAUGCAUUUUUUAAUUUAAAAAAAGGAAAAAGAAAAAGGAAAUUAGCAGUAUCUGCAAGCAAUUCAGAUUAAAUUUGUUUUUGUUCUGUGAAUGAACUUUAUUUUAAUAACUUUGGACGCCUUGGAUCCAGGGCUUUAAAAAAAAGAAGAUAUUAUAUAUACACUCUGUUUGAUUAAUUGUAUGAUCUUAAUGAAGUAGGUUUUUCUUGUAUUUUGGUAUUAUUACAUACCCAGUGUAUAAUUCCUGCCUUGCAAUCCUUUCCCACUCUCACAACCCCAUAAAUUAAAACAGACAAAAAGCACCGGCCUGUCUGAGAAUCCUCCGGUGCUUGAUAAACAAAAAGACAGUAACAGACCAGUUAGAAAAUGUGCAGCAAACCAAGGUUUCUGAGAGCUGUCAUUUGGAAGCCAUGAUUAUCCUUUCCUCUCUGGGUCACUGCCUUCAUGUGUUAAGUAUGUUUCCUAUGUUAUUCAAACAUAUUUUUGUUCAGGGGGGUUUUAUUUCUUGUUUUGUUUUUAACUUUUCAGAGAUAAUUGCCAGACAAUUUUUUAAGUCCUCAUGUCCAUGUUAUGGAAUCCUUUCAUUUUCUUAAUGUAAUCUGAAAGCAGAGCCAGUGUUUAGAUUGUUGGUUAGAUUUGUAUGGAGAUUAUUUUAAGAAUGAACUCUAAUUUAUUAGCACUGGAAAUACUUGGUUAGUGUAUGACCUACUUGGAGCUGAUGGUUGGAAAUUUGGACCUGUGCUUUUUUCUAAAUUGAACUUUGGGUGAAAUCAGAGAAUGCUAAAAAAUCAGCACAGCACAAUCAACCAUGUUUUAAAACUGCAACACUUGAUUUGAAGUUAAAAUGGACAGAGCUACAUUAUUUCACUGAAUUCUUUUAUUUUACCCUCAAAACCCAAAAAUAUAAAAUAAAAUCCCUAAAUACUGGUGCCCCUGGCUUGCAGAGGUUUGCCUGGAUCCUGAUAAUAGUUUGUGAAUUGAUCAGUUGUUGCUGUUCAGAAUCAUUAGCACAAGUAGGUAGAAGAACCUAGAGGUUAAUUUCCAUAGACUUGGCUUUACAAUACUAUAAAGAUUCUUCAUGAAAAUGUUAUAAAGAAUAAAGAAGGAUUUGAUUGGUUAGUUCUGCUGCACAUAUUCUGAUGGCCCAUGUCUGUACUGAACUAAGACCCUAUAAACCAUGCUAGGUGGGGAUUAUUGGAUAUAGUCACUCUCCCCAUCCCUCUGUUAGCCUGAUUUUUUAUAAUUUCCUUUUCUGGAUUAUACUACUAAAACAGAAAGCACUGGUUAUGUAAUGUUACUGCAUUGCUUUGGUUGGGUAAAAGCAAGAGUUUGUAUUUUUCUUGUUUCUUAUUUUCUUAACCCUGAACUCCUGCUGAGGUCAUAACAACCUCAGUCUAAGCUCUGUGUCCAUCAUAAUGUUAACUGAAACAAAUUGGGGGGAGGGGGGGUAAUUCAGUCCUGCCAUUGCCUACCAGUAGGAGAGUCCAAACAGAACACUCUUUUGAGUAGCGAUUAUUUAAUUUGCCCAGUCAAGGCACCGUGUUUAUAUACUAUUUCACAUUGAAUUUGAUUAUGCCCUACAGACCUGGCUGGUCAAGGAUUUGAUAUACACAUAUUGGCUUGGGAUUCGAGCUUUCUUUUUUAUUUAAAUAAAAAUUUAUAUAUAUAUUAUAUAUAUACAUAUAUACAUAGCUAUAUCUGUAUAUAUAUUGGGUAUGUUUUAAGGAUUUUUUCGCAUGAGCGCAGCUGUUGCGAUAAAAUGACUGAUUGGGAGGUAGAAGCACUGAAUGAAGAUGAGGCAUUUUUUCAUUUGAAAUCCAUAUUUUUCUGUUUUGUUAAUACACUUGCUUUUGUGCUUUUUUUUUUGUUUUGCUUAAAACCCUCAUAUAUUUAUUCUUUAAGUGUUUAUUGUUUUUUGGGAGAAGGAGAGAAACUGUUUGUCUGACAGAGCCCCAAGACUUUUAAUUUUUCUAUAUAGACAACCAUAAAAGGCAACAUGCUUGGCCUGCAAUCUUCUGUGGGCACAGUUGGGCAGAUCUUACUUCUCCUUUGGACAUGUUAGGUAACUCCUAACUUUUAGAAGCAGUUAGUUCAAUUUGGAACUCAAAACAAUUUUGGUAUUAGAAGGAAACUUAAGGAUAUUGAUUUUGUUAGAAUAAGUAAAAUUCCAUUGGGGUAUCUAUUACCACACCUGAUAACUUCUGUUAUUCUGUGUCCUUCAAAUGCUCUCAUUCUAGCUAUCACCAUUUUGAUACUCCAAACUAGUCAGGAACAGGGAUUAACUUAUACAGUGUUCCUUUUCUGAAUAAAACCAGGAAAGCUACUGUUUUGAAUUGAUUUAAAAUAGUUUUUCACUUUUUAAGGUAUAUUUAUUUGGGGGCGGGGUAGGAAGAUCUCUUAAAUUGUAGCCUUAAUUCUCGCUGUACCUCUCUGAGGUCCCACACUCUCAAGGCAAGCUGGCUGCAUGGAAAGGCAGGGGAGUAGUAUAUUGUCCAUGUAUGUGCCUGUAGCCCACGUACCUUAAUAGGUCAUUCUGGCCGCCCUCCUGGAUAGUCUUAUAGCUUUCCUAGUGCCCAUAAGCGGUGUUAGGAUAAAGCCUCAAAAUUUUGGGUUCUUUUUUCCUUUUCUCUGUGAUUUACUUUAUGAUAUAUGAGCCUGUAAGGGAAAGUGGCAAAAGUACUUGACUGUUGAACUGCCUUUUUUUGGUUAAAAUCUAUGAAAGGCAUUGAUUUUUCUAACUUUUAAAAUUUAUGCCAUUAGAAACAAGAGAUUAAACGAGUCAGAUAGGAAAUACAGUUUUUAUGCUUUCUACUUACUAAAAUAUUAAUUUCUUCUGAAAAUGAUUACUUGCUUUCACUGAAUUCAAAAUCAAGACUUGGACAUCUCAAAUAAACAUGAACAAUUCUGAGAGGGCCAAGGUGGGAAUAAUAAGCACUGUGUUCACUCCUGUUCAAAUAAGACCAGAAUUUAUAGCUAGAAAUAUAAAAGUACUUUGACUUACUCUUUUUUUAAGGGGUCUCUGGAAAAGUGUAGAAGAACUGAGAAUAAGAGAUCUAGAUUCAGUUUCUUGACUUAUAUGUAGCUCUUUUGCCUUACUGAUAGACACUGUCACAAUAUAAGUCCAGUAGCUUGCCCUGUCUUGGCUAUUUUACAGAGGCUAACGUGACCAACGAUCCAUUUCUUGUUACUUUUCUAAUCAAAAGUUAGUUAUAGCAGAGGUUUCUACUAACAUUAUUCAAAUGACAAGACACUAUUUCUAAUGCCAGCUACAAAUAUCAGCUACUCAGGAUGUACACAGUUUAUCUGGUACAGCAUUAAUGUGGCCGAGUCCCUUCUCCCAUCCAUUUCCCUUCCCUUCGCCUCACUGUUCCCAUGUAUUUAUUCUUUUGCUUUUUCUAAAAGACAUAAAAUUGGUAUGAUUCUCACUUGCUACCUUGAAUGUAUAACUUCAUCAGACCUUCCAUAGACCUUCAGAGUUGAAGCUGAAAGUUGUUUUUCUCUUUUAUUUUCUGGCCCUUUUCUAUCUUGCAAAUUCCCUUGAUUUACCCACUGCCCUCCCCAAUCUGCAACAGUGACAGUUUGCUGCCUCAAAACAGAGCAUUCAAAUGAAUUCGCUUAGCCAAUAACUUCUGUGAAGUUGCCUUUUCUAAUGGUGUUAUUACUCAGUGAUGCACAAAUGUGGUAUUUGCCCUACUGGUAGGCAAACAAAGGUCUGGUUCAGAAUGGUAACCUGCUGGGGUGUUCUUGUUUUUUUCUUUUUUUGAAGGAGAGCCAAAGACUUGUGCUUUACUCUGUUUUGGUUUGGGAAAAAUAGUAGCCAUUUUGAUUGUGUAACCUUUAAGUAUUUGUGAGUUGAUUGUACUGUGUAAGUAGAUUUAUCUAAAGUUAACUGAUAAGUUAGCUGGCCUUAUAAAAUGUAAAAGUAAUGAAAAUUCAUCAGUUUCUCUUUCAUCAGGGAAUAUCUUUAACAAUAUUAUGUGUAAGUGAUCCCUUCCCUUCUUUUUGAGACGAUUUUGUCAUGAUAGCAUCUUGUGUGUUUUUGCUUUUUUUAACUUGUGCCUAAAGAACAGUCUCCUAUCACUGUGGUUAAGUCAUGGGCUGGUGAGACAUAAUUAUUAACUAUGGGCUGUAUAUGUCAGAUUAUCACAUGCCAAGAAAAAUAGGUUCUUUUCACUAAAGAGUAUGUGGUUGCUAUUUCAUGUAUACAAAUGGUGAUGGGUGGAGGUCUUACCAUCCUUCUUCCACUUUCUUUUUGCUCAUUUUAAAGGAUUGAGUAAAGGUUUCAUACAUAAAAUCGAUCUGUAAAAAGCACCUGUAAUGAUUUCUAUUUCAUUAAAAGCAAAGGCCCGGUUACUUUUUAGGAGAAAUUAAUACCCUGCCUGGAAAUUGACUGCAGUGCUUGCUUAGAUUUUUACCUUAUCAGAAUGCAACUUUGUUUAUUUAUUAUUUGGUGUUACAUUAUUAUAGUGUUUCCUUCCUGAAAAAUCAGCCUGUCCUUUUAGAUAAAAAUUAUAGCUUUUAAACUAAAACAGUCACUCAGCAUUCAGGAUUGGAUAAGCAAGCCAUCUGCUGCUGUCGUCAUUUUACCCGUGUGCCUAUUGCCGAUCCACAUUCUCUCUCCCUUGGGCAACUGUGAGUUUUAUAUUUAUUUGUUUUAGCUCAGCUUUAUGAGAUUUUCCUGCUGAAAUGGUUUAUUGGGAGUUGUAGGUGGGUUGCAGUUAAUACAUAUAUUUUAAUUCUUCAUUCAACCUUUCUGAGUCACUUGAAAAAGAAAGUUGUUUUUGUCAAAAGGUACUAUUAAUUAUAGUAAAUACCAUCUUAAGAUUUAUUUUUUUUAGACUUUUUUGACUGCUAAAGAUACUUCACAUGUAUUAGAGUAUAAUUGAGAAGUAAUACUAGUUAUGUUAAGAAUAGGAAACUGCCACCACCAGAAAGAAGCAACACCUUCUACUAAUUGGGUGGAUUUUCAAUACUGCACUGAACCAACUGGGUAAAGAGCCUUUUGAAAUCCUGUUGUGAUAUAGGGACUUACCUACCACUGGAAUCCUUGUUUUCAGAGCCUCUGAACUUUCAGCCAAACACUGAAUUUCCCCUAAACUUUAUUCCUGAGCAAAACAUUCCUAGGGUAAUAACUUUUAUUUUCACAAGAAAAUAGGCACAAUAACCCAAGAGAGAGAACUUAAACCUCAAGACAGUAUUGUGUCCAAAAAUGUAUAUUUAGAAAAACAAAAUCCUGUGGAGUUAGUAUAUUAUAUACAACAUAAGGUGAGUUAUUUUCUUGUAUUGAGAUCUCACUGUUUUGGUUGAUUGGGGUUUGUUUUGUUUUGUUUAACUCUAAGUAGACAGAGCUCACAAGUCUUUGGCAUCCAUUCCAGGUUGUAUACUCAGAGAGUCAUCUUAUAACUGGAAACUGUCAGGUAGUCCCUUACCCCGCCCAAGCUGGUACAUGAAAGGAUCAAGAAAAGGAUGGAAACAAACUAUUGGGUGAAUAAUUGGUUGUCUGAUUGUUUCGUUUUGCCUGAUUUUAAAAAAAAUCACUUAUUGCUAUCAUAUCUGAACCACCCUAUAAAAUAUUCCUCAAAUUUGAAGGCAGUUUAAACUUUUGUUUAUUAUUUUUACAUCCUCUGUUCAACUAAUACACAGCCCUGGGGACCACUUUUAACAGGUGUAUUGGCUAAGUUUUCAUUGUCCCCUUUCUCCUUCUCUUCCCACCUUCUGGGAAUGAAAGAAAGUUGGGGGGAAAAUUUUUUCCCCCAUUCUAUUAAUUGAUCCAUAGGCCUCAUUAUCUUUAUGCCGAAUCUAUGACUUUUUGAAACAGGAAAAGUGGAUUAAGAUAAUGGAUAAAACCUUUCACCCACUUAAACAUUUUCCAGUUGUGAGAUUCCUCUUCCUGUGUGUGGUUUCCUCUCUGUCACCCCAGCUGCCCUGUUCCCCUGUCUAUGGUCAAUUUGGUCUUUAGGCUCAUACCAGUCUCCCCGAGACAUUCUGCAGUCAUUAUCACCUUUUUGGGUGGAUUUUAUUUUGUUUUAUUUUGGUUUUGUUUUUAAAAUAACUUUUUAACACUGAUGCAUACUUGCUUGGGAUAGAGCUUGUGUAAUUUACCAAUCGUAUUGAUUGUAUGUGAUUGUGCCCUGCAGAGGUAUAUUUAACAAGACAAAAUAAUCUAGGUUAAUAAAGGAGCCCAUGAGAUUUGAGUCAGAUUAUGAAUGAUUUCAUGAAAUCACAGUUUUGCAUAGUGAAAUUUUAAUUUUCUGUUAAAAAUCAUUGCUAGACUAAAUACUUUUUUUAAAAUCUUGUAUUCCUAUUCUUAUAUUCCUAUUUUUUUCCUUGCCUCUGCUCUCUAUUCUUUCUUGCCUGCGUCCACCACCUGUUCAGAAAUAAAAGUACUGAACCUUAAAGUCAUAGCUAAUUUUUAAAUUGCUGAAGUUCGUGAAUUUUUACUUUUACCAAGUGUUUCCAACUUAAAAAGAAAAAGUGAAGACAGAUGAACAGAUGGUUGUAAUUUCACAGGGUGUGAAUAAUUCCUUACCAUUUGGCAAACUAAAGUCUUAUUUGAAGACUUUAUUUCCUGGAAGUCCUUUUGGAAAAAGGAAAAGAACCCCAUUUGAAAUGAACCAUUUUCCUCUCUUUAAAUCUGUUUAGAGUUCCAAUUGUUUAUCAAGUGAAGUGGAAAAACAUAGUAGUAGGAAGGUAUUUGGGGCAGCAGAACUUGGGGUUCGAGUAAGGGUGUGUUCUGCUUGUCGCAGGCUUUUGAGAGGAUUAGGACCAUCUUUUUCAAUUUAGUAUUAUUUGUGUGCAUGUUGUUUAUAUCAAAGAUGCCACAUUUUGUUAAAAUACUAUUUCCUUCCUUUAUUACCUUGGAAACUGACUCAGCCUCAUGUUGCUUCUAAUUAGUGUUUAGGGCUCCCAUGAGUUGCAGAUAAAAGGAUCAUUUUAACAAGUAGAAGGAGGUGAUUCACCUUUUGGUUUGUAAAUAUAUGAAAGUGUCUACAAGGUCUUUAUCUGCUUUCUGUCAGCAUUUAUAUUAAAUGAUAAAUUAAUGAG